UUUCAGUUUUAAUGCCUGAAAAUAACCAUUUGUGUCCCUCGAGGUACAUGCUCUCGUUUGCAGCCUAGCCCAUAUCGCCUCGCUUUGGUAACGCAAUUCAAGAUGGAGGAGAAAGAUGUAAACAAAAGUGGUUUCUAGCAAAAUGUAAUCUACAAUCUUCUUUCUGGUGAAUGCAUUUGGAACAAAUAAUGUCUCAAACGAGACAGGAACAAACGUGGAAUGAGCAAAGUGACAGUUUGAGAAGGAUCCGCGAGCAGUUGGCAGAGGCACAGGAACACCAGCCCAGACGCCACUCUGCAGGGACGUCAAAGAGGAAGGCAUAUGAUCCCAGGCAGACCCGGACACCACCUGCUCUUCUACCAAGACUGGACACCCCUCCUGACCAUGACCAGUACAGACAGAGUCCAGUGUUAAGAGGCAGCAGGUAUGGUGUGGUGCCACCUGUUGGACCCCGCCAAGAGGCAUAUGAGAGGUCUCCUUCUACGGAUAGCUGGGGUGAUGACAGUGAUGGCUAUGAGUCCCGUUCCCACGGCUACAAGCCCCGCACCCAUGGCUAUGAGCCCCGCCCCCAGGUGUACCCUGUACCCUACCAGUACCCCUAUCCCCAGCUAUACCCAUACCCAUACCCUGCAGUCUACCCUAUACCCUCUAUGGUGUACCCACCACCUCCUCCAGUCCCAUACUACCUCCAGGCAGCUGCUGCAAGACCAAAGCACAGAAAAAAGCACAAAUCAAAACAUUCCAAUGCCAAAGCCAACCAAAAAGACCAGGCCACCUAUACAAUAGAGGACAGGGCCACCCAAUACUCGCACAUAGAAAACCGUCCAUUUUGGAAGGACAAGUUUGAAGAAACUUACAAAUUCCACACAAAACCUACACAAAGUAGAAUGAAUGGAGUUAUAAACUAUAAAGGAAAAGACAGGCAGUCACAUUUAGAUGAAGAUGGCGAUGAGAAUCAAGAUGAGACUGUGCCAAGGUUUAAGUAUAUUUCCACUACAAAACAGAGGAGUGAUGUUUUUGAUGAUUCAAAUUCUGUGAUACAAAGGUAUAAGUAUGACAGGGGGAAAUAUAAAAGUCCAAUCCCAGAUUCAGGACCUGCUUUUUCACAACAGACAUUUGCAGAGUUGAGCCUGACAAGACUAAAUAAGCAUACCCAGGUAGCCCAGUAUUUCAAUGCUCAUAACUCCUUUGCUCAAGUAUUUGUAGAGGAUUUCAUACAGGAGGCUCUGGAGGAUGAGAUUGUCCCAGAUCUUCUGAUAGAAGUGGUGUCAGAGCAGAAAGAGACGGUGUCAGUGAAAUCUCGCUUGCUGCCAGGUGGCGCUGUAGAUCUCUACUCCAUGACAGCUGCUCAGCUGCGUGACUUGGACAGAGACACGCUGAUGAAACUAACUGACAGCUACCUAAUGGAGAGAAUGUCCCAGAAGGUUCUCGGCGAGGACAUCGCCAGUGCCCUGCUCAGUGAGGUGGUCCACGAGGGCGUCCUUCAGGUUGUCAAACUGGCUACGCAGGAAAUGGUCAGUGGAUACCUGGCUAAGAGCGCCGGAACUGACGUAAUGACGGAUUUGGUGGAGGAUUACAUCGCUGAGAUAGGCCAUGAGUUGGUUGAAGAGGUGAUUUCAGAGGUGCAGUUUGAAGAUGUCCUCGAGGAGUUUAUCGAGGAAGAUGUUGACGAGCUAGCCAAUGAGGUGGCAGUAGAGGUCCUGACGCACUAUGACACCAGGAUACAGAAAAGAGAACUCAGAGAGGUAGCCAAAUAUGCCAGGCAGAAGUUCAUUGACUCCAUGUGUUCAGAGUACUAUACUACUAAGUAG
Molecule: messenger RNA, 1811 nt
Organism: Lingula anatina
Lineage: Eukaryota; Metazoa; Brachiopoda; Lingulata; Lingulida; Lingulidae
Source: RefSeq, a predicted model, not a curated record